GAUUUAUUGGUCGGUCAAAGGCAGAUGAACAUGGAUUAUGCGCUGUGUCAAGCUCUGGGGUACAACACCGAUGGGAUUGACCGGGCAUUGACGUUAUAUGACAUCAAUUGUCAAUACCACAAGCAUCUCGACCAGCGGGUUGAGGAGUCACCUUAUCUUGACCUUCCGUGGGGCAUGGAGGUAAUCCCUGGCAUCGGUCUCUGGCAUGUCCACGGCCAUCAAGACAAAUGCUACGUACGGUAUGCAUCCAACUUCAUCACCGGCGCUGCCAGGAUUGACGGUGAAAUCAUGGAGACCCUGUGGGCACCCUUGAACAUCAUAUCACCAUCGGCGAGAGGAAUGUCCACCCCCCACCAAAAGGAGUGUUUGGAUUUUCAAAUGAACGACUGUAAUUUUAUGAAGAUAAUAUGGAUGAGGAGUCCGAGACAGCCAACACGCAUUGACCGAUUGAGUGAGACCGUUGAUCAUGAUACCCUUGUCAAAUGGGAAGCAGAGGCUGCUGCCACUCAGGAUGACCAACUCAAAAAUCCCAGUGCCAUGGAUAUAUAUGAAGUUAAAAUGACAAAAGCACCAACAAGGAAACAACAAGAGUUGCAUCUGUUGACCCGACAGGCGAGAUGGCUGGCCGGUGAGAUCCAUCGUGGUGCUGUGACAUGGCUGGCAUCUGGAAUAACACUGGAGGAGGGGCAAGUUGUGCUCCUGAUUGAUGUGAAGAAACUUGGAAGGCGGCCGACCGAUGCUCAGAAGCUGGCGAUAGCUUGGCGCCACAACAGAAUGCAAGGUCAAAUAGAUGAAUUCGUCAGGGUGGCAGUGACAUUUCUCGGCGAUCAACUGGAUGAAUAUGAUCAGUUGGACCUCAUGACCAUGAUGUUGGAUGCUGCAGAACUGGAUUCUGCUGGGUCAUCAUCUGACGAUCCUGAUCGGCUGGACGACGAAGACCGAUAUGAUAUGCCAGUCAAGUUCACUCCCAAGACCCUGGUGAUUCCACUCCCCUCGAACAUAGGGAUUGAAAGAUGCGCUGAGUGGGGCAUUGCCGACCUGGUGCUCCAAGAAAUAUUAUUGAGAGAAGGUCAAGCCAAUGACGCAUUGCAUGCCAUCAGGGUUAACUUGGCUGACAAGGCUGUUCUCUUCCGCACCACGGUCUGGUUGGCGAAGUCACAAGCUCGGUCAACUCAUGCAUGGGCCCGGGUGCACUCGGUGGACAAGAUCCUUCACUUAAAUGUACAGAUAUACUCCAAAUGUUGCAGCCAACUCAUUCACCUCGGCGCCAAUGACUUACUGGCCAAGUUUCGGCCAUUGGAGAAGGCCGACCUAAAGGCUACUAUGGUGGUGGCAGACCCAAAUGCUCACGGUCAAAGGAAUCGCACGUUGGCGUGGUUCUGGUCCAUUGAUGUUCAAGGAGAUUCCACCAGCAAUGACUGGAUGAAUGAAUGUAUGUAUGCUCAUUGCCUAUGUACCUGUACCUAUCCGAUGUCAAUAUUUUUUGCACUACAGUUUACCAUGUCUUGGCUUAGAACGCUGGCACUGUGUGAUAGAUGGGCAGAGGAGCUCCUGCUGGUUGGUCGGGAAAUGAUAUGGACGUUUAAUUUUUUUCUUCACAAAUCACAAUGA
Molecule: messenger RNA, 1611 nt
Organism: Suillus subalutaceus
Lineage: Eukaryota; Fungi; Basidiomycota; Agaricomycetes; Boletales; Suillaceae
Exons: 3
Source: RefSeq, a predicted model, not a curated record